Messenger RNA from Carya illinoinensis, 636 nucleotides. RefSeq lists its product as uncharacterized. The transcript is spliced from 2 exons. Lineage: Eukaryota; Viridiplantae; Streptophyta; Magnoliopsida; Fagales; Juglandaceae. The record is from RefSeq and is a predicted model, not a curated record. The coding region runs from base 1 to 636 and encodes 211 amino acids.
AUGGAAGAUGUGGGGAAACCUGAGAUAUCAUUAAAUGCUAUUACAGGUGCAGUGGGCCCUAAGACAAUGAGAGUUAAAGGUAGAAUUGGCAUGCAUUGGGUGGUAAUCUUGAUUGAUACUAGCAUCAUCCACAAUUUUAUAGAUCCAUCAGUGGUUGACAAAGCACAGUUGAGACUGAAUGUAAAUGAUAAAGUGAGGAUGAAAUUUGCUAAUGGAGAGCAGAUUAAAAGUGAAGGAAGUUGCACUGCAGUGUCUAUGUUAAUACAAGGAACAAUGUUCACUAUGGAUGCAUUUGUCUUAGUACUGGCAAACUGUGAUGUUGUUUUGAAUCCAACUAAGCUACAAGCUAUGAAUGAUUGGCCAGUUCCUACUUUUAUUAAGUCCUUGAGGGAUUUUCUUGGAGUGAUUGGUUAUUACAAGAAGUUUAUUAAGGGGUGUGGGGAUACUGCUGCUCCUCUUACUGCCCCACUUAAGAAGAAUAGUUUUGAAUGGUUAACUGAAACACAAGAGGCUUUUGAGAAGUUGAAGGUGGCAGUGACUCAACCACCAGUUUUAGCUCUUCCUGAUUUUUCUAAAAUCUUUGUUAUUGAAUGUGAUGCUUUUAAGUAUAGGGAUUAUGGCUGUUUUGAUGCAUGA